Molecule: messenger RNA, 573 nt
Organism: Darwinula stevensoni
Lineage: Eukaryota; Metazoa; Arthropoda; Ostracoda; Podocopida; Darwinulidae
Source: the annotation of a GenBank genome assembly
GUCGGCGACAGCGGUGAGGUCUUGGAGACGGGUCUCGCGACAUGCUCUCUGUCGAAUUUAUCUCUUCCCCUGAACAUGACUAAAACCUUUUCUUAUUUUGCCUACGGCAGCAAUCUCCUCACGGACAGGAUCAAGCUCAAUAACCCGUCGGCAAAGCUGAAAACGAUUGGAAGAGUUUCAGAUUAUGCAUUGGCAUUCGACUACUACAGCAGAAGGUGGCAAGGAGCAGCUGCCACAAUAGUUCCAUCUGAAGGAAGUGAAGUGUGGGGAGUGGUUUGGGAGCUUUCAGAACAUGACAAGAGAACCCUUGACAAGCAAGAAGGUGUUGGAAGUGGAAUCUACCGCCCUAUUGAAGUUUCAGUCAAAACUAAAGAAGAUUUUAUCUUGCCCUGUCGAGCAUACCAGCUGAUUGCACUAGAAGAGCAGGACAAGCGCCCUUCCAAAGUCUACAAAGAUGUUAUCAUUCGAGGGGCUGAGGAGCAUGGCUUACCUCAUGACUACAUUGAGAAGCUGAGAAUGAUAGAGGAUAACGGGUAUGACGGUCCUGUCACCAUCAAGCUACCAUUGGCUUGA